AGAGCUGAGAGCUUCUGCUGCGUGAGAGGUGCAUGAAGUGCGCACAGAGAAACCCAAAUGGGUCACUCAUUUGCGUCGUUUGUUCCCACCGACUGACCGCAUUCUCUAAACUAAAAGUCGUAGAGAUGACAGCCGUGAUCUUUUCCCUUCGAAGUUGCUGAGAUCCGCAUCCUUCUGCAUCCGAUCCCCAUCUGGAAAUAUACAAAGAAACAGGAUGAAAGCAGUUUUAUUCUUUCUGAUGCUCGGAUUGGACUGGGCUCUGGCCAGUGAAGAUAAAUGUCCUUCAGGUCAGAAUACAACAUUUGGAGAAUGCUGCAAGCAGUGUCCACCCGGUGAGGGCGUCGUCACACCGUGUCGAGACUCACAGACUGUCUGCGCUCCGUGCCUUGACAGUGAAACCUUCUCAGAAAACUUCAGCCACACAGAAAAAUGUCAGCCCUGCACACAGUGCACAGCCCUACACCGUAUGGAGACACCCUGCACUGAUGCCAACGAUGCAGUCUGCAUCUGCAACUAUGGCUACUACCUUAAUGACAUGUCUCAGAGGUGUGAACCAUGCACUAAAUGUACUGAAGGCUACGGCAUGUUGCUCAGCUGUGAGGGGGACCAUGAUACAGUGUGUGAAGAGUGCACAGAUGACACUUACUCAGACCAGGAGAGUUCUCGGGAGCCCUGCAUCCCAUGCACCACCUGUGAUGAAGAGGAAGCGUUGGCUACCUGCACAUCUAUCAGUGAUACAGUCUGUCCAACCCCCUCAUCAUUGCCUCCACUUGAUGAUUUUUCACCGACCCCCGAUGAUGUCUCCCCCCCACCAAAGGGCCCCACAGAGAGCACAACCUCCACCACUAAUGGGGACACCCAGGAGCGACUCUACCAGGGCCUGAACGAUAAACUCAUCCCGAUCUACUGCUCCAUCCUGGCAGCUGUUGUUGUCGGUCUGGUGGCCUUCAUAAUCUUCAAGAAGUGGAACAGCUGUAAACAGAACAAACAAGGAGCCAACAACUGCACGGCCAACCAGAACCAGACUCUGUCACAUGAGGGUGAGAAGUUGCACAGCGACAGCGGCAUUUCUGUGGACAGCCAAAGUCUGCAGGAGCAGCAGGGCCAGACUCAGUCACAAACAGUUGUGACCAUCGAUGAAGAGCCAUGUUUGCUCCUUCCUCUCCACACCAGAGAGAAAGUAGAGAAGCUGCUUUUCAGGGGAAAUGAAGUAGACAACUCCAGCCACUUGCAGGACAGCGACUGGUGCAACCUUGCAGGCCUCCUUGGGUACGAGGAGGAGCGUAUUGCAACCUUCCAGCAGGAGGACAAUCCUGUCCGAGCUCUCCUGUCUGACUGGGCGAGCAAGGACUGUGCCAGCAUUGAUGCACUGUGCACGGCGCUACGUAAGAUCAACCGUGAUGACGUGGCCCAGAGCUUGGUACUGAGCCCGGGUGCUACAAAGCCUACUGCUACAUCUGUGGUCUGACUUUAAGGCUGUACUGUGAGCAAAAAUGUAACACCUGAACCUUAAUAUUAUAAUAUUACUACUUGGCUAAUGUUAUUCCAUGUAAUUUAUGCUGCAACUGCUUAAUGAAGCCACUAGUCAGAAUGCUGGCCCUUUAAAUGGCUGAAAUACUCAAGACGAAAAUGUAAAAAAUAACAGUCCAUUGUAAAGUAAAGGGAUAUAAGCCAUAACUUUUAGAUAACUGCUACAAUGGGCUUGUAGAUUUAAUGUGUUUAAAUCCACACAGCUUAUAAAACAAGUGGAAAGCUAUUAACUUAACCCUAGAAUGAUUCCAUUUUCUGCUUUUCCACUUUGUGACAUGUAGCUCUGAAUAAACUAACCAAAUGGAGCAGCGGUGUGCUGUAAACUGAAGAUGCUGUGAAGAUCUUUCUCUCUAAUUCACUCAUGUCAUUACUGUCUCCAUUACGAAACCUGUGGAGUCUCUGUGGCCUUUGCAGUUUUGUCCCUCGAAAUCUGUUACUAAAGAAGUGGAAGUGUUCUUGGACCGUACCUGUCAAGUGAAAUUAUUUAGAUGCCACGUCGUACUUUUUCAAUUUAGCUUGACAAAUGGUUUGUGUCCAUUACCACUCCCAGAUGAGGCCUUCCCACGUUGGAGUCUGUAGAUCUGUGCAAAUGUGACACCUUGAGGACGUGCUCGUGGACUCCUUUCAAACGAACCUCUUCCUUCACACAAAAUCAGGCAAUGAUCAUCCUUUUGUUUUAAAUAUUUGUUAGAUGAAGACGUGUUAGGUGUGUUUUGCUGACACUUUUCUUUUUCAAGCAAGUGCUGGAAGAAUGUUAGUGGUGUGUGGGUCUGUAGGUCACUGACCAAGGCAACAUGACUCCAGCAUAGCUGCAGAACACACAGACUCCUUCAUACCUAGUAGAGGGUAGGGACUCUGUAACAUAAACUAUAUGUAGAUGGCGAACAGUUACACACACAGCGUAGGCAUAGAUAUGUAAAGACCUAGAUUCUGUAGCCAUGCAUGUAUGUGAUGUACCUAAACCAGGACAGAGCUCAUGUGUUCAUUCUUAGUCACCGAUGAGGGAACAGAAUACUUUAGAUCCUGCCGUAUAAAUGAUAUAGGGCACUCUCGUGAUGGACCAUACAAUGUUUGUCGUUAUUUGUAAUGAUGUUAUGUACAACGGUUACCUUUGAUGUCUAAAAACAUGUUUCUUUUGCUUUCACACACACACACACACACUCACACACACACACACACGCACGCACGCACACACACACACACACACACACACACACACACACACACACACACACAUUUAGGACCCAGAGCUACAAAAACAUUCAUAUUUGUGUUUUGCUCAACUUCUCAGGAAUUUUAGAUGCUUUGUUCAUUCCUGUGGAUGACAAUCCUUCUUGCUUGGGAUGCACUGAUACCACAUUACAAGUACUUGCCACACAGAGUAUAAGUACUAAUGAAAGUCCUUUUGCUUUCCACUUUGAAAUGCUUCCUCAAGGCUGACCAUCAAGGCUGCUGCUACGAUCCCAUGUCUGAUCCAGACCUCUAGAAAGUGGAACUAAGGCUAAACUAUUUCCUUUAAGUGUUUAAUAAUGUCCUGAGCUAAUAACUUCCCUGAGUACAGGAAGACAUCAUAUAUAAAAACUCAGUGUAAAGCUGAAUUAGAGACAACAGUACCAAAGCACCCUCUAGUGGAUGGCUGCAGUGGAAGUUUUAAGUUCCAUUUCUCCAUUUAAAUGAAUGAGAUUUUUUUUAUUUUUACCAAAUAUUCUAAAUAGUUUUUCUAGGUAUAGACUGGUGAUGAUAAAAAAAACACAUCUUCGCCUUAUUGCCAUGUGUUCAAAUAUACAUUUCCCUUCUACGUGCAUUUAGUUAUUUGAUAUUUAAAAAACCCAUAAAUGAGAUAAUUUGACUGUUUUGUUUGAACAGCCAAUGUAGAUUAAAAAUUAUUUGUCUACGUUUUAUUCAAGUUGUAGGUGCAGGUUUGGCCAUUUAUUAUGUAACUCCAGAAAAUUUAGAAUACUCGAGUAAAAAAUCUCAUAAUAAUGAUGCAUUUAGGAUUUUAAUUGAUGGUUAAAACCAUUGACCAUAUAUUUAAUGGACAAACCCACCAUGUUUCUGAAAAGCUGAAUUAAAGCCCAGUAGGUGGUUCUCUCUAUUGCCAUCUUGGCUGUGUCUUGUCACUCAUUAAAAAUACAAAAAUAGAGCUAAGAGUGGGGCUGUGAGGGUGGGUGAAGAUGAUGGACACCCAUUAAACUCGAUUUAGCUAUGAGUUAACCAAAGCUAACAGAGGUUAAUGGGCCCUAUUAGCCAGAAAAACCGUGAUUGAGUACCUCUGCUACUCUCUUCCUUCUAGUCUGUAACACUUUCAUGUGAGGCGGAGGCCUUCCCUGGAGCAUGCAGAGGGCAAGCCGCUAGUGCUGAUGGCUAAUCUACUUCCUGUCAGUCAAGUAUUCAUGAUUUCAAUUAGGAAUGGGCGAUGUGGCCUAUGUCUAUAUCAUGAUAUUUGUUGAAGCAUAUGCGGUAAAAAAAAUUGCAAUAUAUCCUUUUCCUCUGUUUAUACGUGUCAAAAUGACACCGGAACAAAUACUUCUACUAAAUACCAUAGAACAUUUAAACAUAUUAAAAAAAUGCUAAACAUCUUAAACAAUUUUAUUUUAUGAUUCUUUCUAUGCAACACAAACUUUCUCAUUAAAUGAAUAAAAAAUAAGAGAUUUUAAAUCAAAUACAAAAUAAAUUUGAUGAAAAGACAAAAUUCUGAAUAGUUUGAACUGAAAUGAUAAAUUUAAAACAGAAAUAGCACUUCUUCGUGCUUUCUGAUUCGGGUUUCAUCGUUGACUUUUGCUCAUAUAAGUUAAGUUGCUUCAGCAGUGAAUCACAGUGGAAAAAAAUGAUGCUUUGCUGCGUUUUUGUUGAGAACAGUGAGGUAAGAUCAGAGAGGUUUCCAAUUUCUUUGCCUUUUAUUAAGCAAUGCCCAGACCAGCACGGAGAGAGAUGUGCAGCUUUAGACUUGUGCUUUGUUAAUAAAUGGGAAAAACAGCUGAAACUGCAAAACUUGUUCUAACUAAAUCACAGGAGAUGACUGUGUGUUAAUCGUGUGAAAUGAACUGCAUUUAAGGUAAUUAGUGUUAACAAGCUAAUAACGCAGAUCCGACCAGAAUAUGUUACUGAGGAAGAUUUUCUGCUCAACAUCAGAUUUCUUAAACCCAAAGCAGGUCUGGAUAAACAACGUUGCCCCAUCUUCUUCACAAGCACUUCUCAAUCCACACGCACCGCAUUGUAGCUGCUUUCAUCCAACACAGAAGCAGCUUGAAAACAUCCAUGCACAACUUGGAUGUUACGUUCCUCAAGGGCAACCUGCUGGCUUGAUUAUCAGCUGUAAGUUGCUUUGGACAAAAGCUAAAUACAAAAACAGAAACUUGCUUCUUUCUGGAGCCAGCCCGUAGUGGAUGAGGGGGAAACUGCAGGUUUUGUUGCUCUUGCUUAGCUUCACUUUUCUCAGGUGGAGUUUGUUCUUUUUUAAAACCUAAAGAAAAUGAACAAAUUUGAAUCCAGGAUGUUUUGCAUACUGUGGGCUGCUAGCUCUUCAUCUGAACACCAUAACUUGCUUCCUCUAACCACCUGGAUGCUCAGCUGAGAGGCGAACAGCAUGUAAAGUGGUAUCGAUAUCUUCGUAUCUUUUUUAUGUAUAUUUCUAUUGUACAGCACUUUGGUACAUGUUGUUUUUUUAUUAGUGCUUUAUAAAUAAAUUAGAUUUGGUAUUGGAAUGCUUUUACGAAUAUGAAUGCACCAAAAAACGGUGUCAGAAAAAUACCCAAUCCUGGUAUCGGUGCAUCCCUACUUCGUACAGAAGAACUGAAUAAAGAACAGGCAGGGGGAGAGAUGUUUGGUAAAUGUUGUGUAAAACAUCAGUGGAAUUUCAACAUUCUAUCUUUCUUAAUUUUUUGUUCUUUACAAAAGAAUUUGGACCUACUUUGUGUCCGUAGCACGGACAAUAUUUGAAGGAUGAAACAUUUGGGCUAACUGAGUUAAACCCAGACAAGAAGCACAGACUGUCACUAACCCUAGUGCUUUAGUGUUACUAUACAUGAAGGUAUUCUUACUACUCUCUGAUCACUGUUGUAUUAUAACUUCUAAACAACAUAUUUCAAUGGUAUUACAUUUCUUUCUGUACUUACAUGUGUAACCAGUUCAUUUUAAAAACUUUUUCGCAUCACAAGUGCCUGGGAAUGAUUUCAGGUGUAUUCUAAUGUUGUGCAUUUGUUUUGUGUAUUUUUAGUGUAUUUGUGAGUAUGUCUUCUUUAAAAACAUUAAUUUACAUGUAAAUAAUUAGUCCUUUUACAUAUUUUAUUUUCGUUAAAGCCUAAGGAACCACUGUAUAGUAAAUAUGUAAACAGGGCUCUGUAACUCUAUCACUGCUAUCCUACUUUAAUGUAAAAAAAAAUUGCUGGGAAGAGAAUUUUGUGCCACACUGAGGAAAUUCACAAAAUACCCUCUAUCUGGUUUAGCUGAGUGCCAUUAAGAAGACCAACCUGAAAGUAGUUUUGAGAAAUGUAUGAAGCAGAAAGUGUUUAGUUUUACUUGUGAAUAGAAAUGACCUGUCAGGCUUUAACCAUUAGCAGACAUAUAAUCUUUACUGGGAAUCACUGUGAUCUGAGUAUUUUUUUUUACUAUAAAAAUAUUAAAACAAGACAAACAUUUUGGACCUACGUACAGUGGCGUUCAAGAGUCGAAACAAGCACCAUCUCUGCACUAGCUGUUAGUAACAUUCAUGAAAGUUUCCAAAAACAAAAAUGAGAUGUCAAUUUCAGAACAUUACCAAUUACAAUGUUAUUAAUGUAAGAAGAUGGGUCCCUUUUCCCAUAAUGUGUAACAGCCCCUCUGGUUUUUCUUCCAAGCUAAAGCAUCUUGUUGUGUACUUGGCUGUCCAAAUAUCUGAAAACAUCCACAGUUGAACUAAUUUAGCAGCAGUAUUUAUUUUUGUGAUUGCUAUCAUUAGCUGUAGCAUCUGACCAUGUUCAAAAACACUGUUGCUGUUUAGGUCAUUAUAGGUUAAAGUAGCUUCCCUGUUUCCUGAUUGACUUCAGUUUUUCACCAGCAUCGUUUACGACUUUAAAUAAUUCAUCACUUCGACCCGAGAGACUCAGAACGUGAGACUUUUCUCAUCUCAUUUUUAGUUUUAAAUACAGAAAAAUAGUUUUGUUUCAAAGUUUAAACUUUCAAUCCCAUUUUAUUUUGCUUUUCUGAUGCUACAACUAAACUUUUGCUAUGGGCAGAUUAUUUGAGUCUGUGUACAGACAAAAAUAACACUUUGAACAAAUAACCCAGUUGAAGGUGAAAAGUUGUAAUGUACUUCAGCGACCAUGUUCUGAGUUUUCUUGUAAAAUGGGAUUAAAGCAACGGAAGGGGACAAGGAGGUGAAUCUAUAGUAAACUCCCUAUAUCUAAGUUAGUGGUCACAGGACUGAUGCACUGGGAUGUACUUGUAGAGAUUUAAACAACACUGAAUGUUCAUGUAGACUAACAUAUAUACUGUUCUAUACUUAAUGUGAACUUCCUACAGCAGUAAAUAAAGCUCUUCAGUUGA
This is a messenger RNA of Nothobranchius furzeri (turquoise killifish), 7053 nucleotides long. RefSeq names its product nerve growth factor receptor b (gene ngfrb). Lineage: Eukaryota; Metazoa; Chordata; Actinopteri; Cyprinodontiformes; Nothobranchiidae. Gene Ontology annotation, molecular function: coreceptor activity; death receptor activity; nerve growth factor binding. The record is from RefSeq and is a predicted model, not a curated record. Gene Ontology annotation, biological process: Rho protein signal transduction. Gene Ontology annotation, cellular component: plasma membrane; cell surface.